This is a messenger RNA of Amphibalanus amphitrite, 1059 nucleotides long. RefSeq lists its product as uncharacterized. Bases 102 to 743 code for a protein of 213 amino acids. The record is from RefSeq and is a predicted model, not a curated record. The transcript has 8 exons. NCBI's taxonomy places the organism in Eukaryota, Metazoa, Arthropoda, Thecostraca, Balanomorpha, Balanidae.
CCGAGUGCGUCCGCUUAGUUCCGUUAUACACCGUGUGACAGGCUGAAGAAGGUGGGCUCGAGAAACCCGUUUUGGAUCAACGAGGUCUUCACUAAUCCAAUAUGAAGUCAAUCGCUGUCCUUCUUUUGGUGUCCGCGUAUAUGGCGGUGCAGGUGUCCGGUCACGGCCGUCUGAUGAACCCUCCGUGCCGUGCCACCAUGUGGCGAGUCGGAUACGACACUCCACCCGACUACAACGACAACCAGCUCUUUUGCGGUGGAAAGAGCCACCAAUACGAUACCCAGGGCGGCAAGUGCGGUAUCUGCGGAGACGCGUACGAUGAGCCCCAGCCACGUACUCACGAGAUCGGAGGACCCUACUACAAGGGCAUCAUCGUCCGCAACUACGCUGUCGGUCAGGAGAUCAAGGCGACCGUUCAGAUCACGGCCAACCACCUGGGUUUCUUCCAGUUCAAGAUGUGCCCCGUCUCCGGGGACGUGGAGGCUACGCAGGAAUGUCUGGACAAACACAUUUUGACGGUGGCCGGCACCAACUCGACUGAUUACUACAUCACAGAUGAAGUGCGCGACUUCGACGUCACUCUGCAGCUGCCCGAGGACCUCGAGUGCGAACACUGCGUCUUCCAGUGGCGGUACCACGCUGGCAACGACUGGGGAGUCUGUCCGGACGGCACUGGAAGGGACGGCUGCGGACCCCAGGAGGAGUUCUACGGAUGCGCCGAUGUCUCCGUUUCCCGACCCUAGGAAUGGUAAGCUUUGAAGACGAAUAUAGAGAUGUGGAAGAUGCCCUGGAAGGUCAGCAAUUUUUCGUCUAUCAGCCAGUGAGGCCGAUAAUGCGUAAUUCAGAUUCUAUCUUCCGAGACCUCCACCAUGCUGCAGGUUUCAGCGAAACUUCAGCCUAAGCUGCACCCGUAGCCGGGCGGUUUACGACUCAGGGAAUCAAGAGUGGGCAUAGAGGCUGCAUUUAUUCGUCUGUAUUUUGUGUAAAUGUUUCAAGAAACUGUGCCUUAACGAUUGCAUGGUUAGUUUGAUAUUUCAAAUAUACCUACACACAUCAGCA